AUGGUUUUUGUAAGCAAUUGGUCGUUUGUGGUGAUGCUAGUGGCGACAUGGUUGGAAUUUACAAAUAUACGUUUGGUUAAUGCACACAAAUACUCCGAGAGUUCAAAUAUAAUUAAGCGGCCUACAAAACCUUCAGAAGUUGAAAGAAUGUACAAUAACUCUUUCAUAAGCGACAUUAAAUUUACGUUUGGAGAUAAAAAAUCUGGAGAAGUAUUCUACGCACACAAAUUUGUGUUGGCCAUGAGCAGUCCUGUAUUUAAUGAGAUGUUUUAUAGCAAGACAGAGACAGAGAAACCUAUCAAGACCAUUCAUUUUCCUGACCAAAAUACCGAAACCCUUGCUGGAUUUUUUAGCUUUAUUUACAAAGAAGAGUGCCCGAAAGACUUCGAGAAAGACCUAGAGGUGUUGCGUUUGAUAAAAAAGUAUGAAAUUGUUUCCUUCGAUUCAGCUUGUAGCCAUUCCUUUCAACGCAACACAGAAUUACAAAAGGCCUGUAAGCUUUUGGAUAAAUUUUUAGAAAUGAAAGCGGAAGCGUUAGCUGAAAUAUGUAUGGAUAAAAUAGACCUAUAUGCAGACGAAUAUUUCGCCUCAGAGUACUUUCUAAGUAUUAAACAAAGCACGCUGAACAUUUUACUGGACAGGGACACGCUAUGGUAUAACGAGACGGAUCUAUUUAAAGCUGUAUUGAAGUGGGCUGAUCACCAAUGUUCAUUGCAAAAUUUGAUAACAACGCAGGAAGACCGCAGAAAGGUAGUUGGUAAUGCGAUAUAUUCCAUCCGGUUUCUGCUUAUGAAUCAAAGUGAAUUUGCGACACAUGUUCUGCCAACAGAUAUUCUAGAUGAUCACGAAAUGGUCGAAAUAAUAAAGUGGAUGGCUGGUGAACAAGUGCCUUACUUAGCCUGGGAUAUAGCUAAAUUAAGAAACAAACGGCUUCCAGAGUGGCUUCCAGCUACUACGAAGAGUAAAUCGUGGACACACUAUUUCGGAGUUUUUGUCUUUGGAUACUUAAUUCCUUCAAUUAAGUAUUUAAUUUUUGGCAUAGGUAUUUGUUUCUGUUUUGCUAUAGGGCAGGAUAAAUGGAAACACGGUUUUUAA
Molecule: messenger RNA, 1095 nt
Organism: Paramuricea clavata
Lineage: Eukaryota; Metazoa; Cnidaria; Anthozoa; Malacalcyonacea; Plexauridae
Source: the annotation of a GenBank genome assembly